CAAUACGGAACACACUGUUGUCCGAGCACCGUUUUAAAGCCGCUAAGGAUUCAAUGCAUUGAGAGACAUCUUGGAGGGAGAUCAGGCAGAUAGCCACCACGCCUAAAUCCAAAGGCGGAAGUGAGUUCUUGUGUAACGCAGAGGCGGACGCUUUACCUUUUCUCUUCAGGAGUUGAAAGGAUGCUAUCCUUCUUUGAGCCUGUAGAGGGCGCGGGAAAUACAACGCUUCCUUUCGCCGCCCAGGUGCGCCUCUCAGCGAGCGAAAUCUUUAGUCCUCUCAGCAAUCAGAACCACAGCUGCAGAAUUCUUCUCCCGAAGCUUCUGUUGUUAAGACGAGCGCACUUACCUUUUCUACGCUAAGGAGCAGGCGCGGGCUUUCUCCCUCGAGCAGAAACAAUUCUCUGCUCCUCCACAUCUGUUGCGCGAAGGCGAGAGCAAGAGGAAGGCGCAAGAGUCGCAAUCAGAGGCUGUUCAGUAGUCGUCUACUACCGAGAUUCUCUGGGACAGGGCAGCGCGAACUUGGGAACACCUCCGUGCCGACAGAUUUGCCAGGCAGGGAGGGAGGUGCAAGCUCUGGAAAAAUGCAGCUGUGUUGCUCAGCCGACCUCUAGUUUUCACGGCCAUGAGUGUGUCAGGCCUGGCUCCAUUCAAAAUCCAAGAAAGAAAACCCCUGACUCCACUGAAGUAGAGAAGGGGUGAUGGUUAGAACAGCACACAAAAGUCAGAAUUACAUGGUGAUGGUUGUUUAAACUAUGGCCCAGUUCUAUUAUAAGAGAAGCAUCAAUGCCCCUUACAGAGAUCGCAUCCCUCUUCGCAUUGUACGAGCAGAAUCUGAACUCUCCCCUGCUGAGAAAGCCUAUUUGAAUGCUGUAGAAAAAGGAGAUUAUGCCAGUGUGAAGCAAGUCUUGGAAGAAGCAGAAAUUUAUUUCAAGAUUAAUAUUAAUUGCAUUGAUCCUCUUGGAAGAACAGCUCUUCUCAUCGCAAUAGAAAAUGAAAACUUGGAGUUCAUAGAGUUGCUCUUGAGUUUUAAUGUCUAUGUUGGAGAUGCUCUGUUACAUGCCAUAAGGAAAGAGGUGGUUGGUGCAGUUGAGCUACUCCUCAAUCACAAGAAACCCAGUGGGGAAAAACAGGUACCACCCACGUUACUGGAUACACAGUUCUCUGAAUUUACACCAGAUAUAACACCCAUUAUCUUGGCUGCCCAUACAAACAAUUAUGAGAUCAUAAAACUUUUAGUCCAGAAAGGUGUGUCUGUUCCCAGACCACAUGAAGUUCGCUGUAACUGUGUGGAAUGUGUCUCCAGUUCAGAUGUGGAUAGCCUUCGCCAUUCCCGAUCCAGACUAAAUAUCUACAAGGCUCUUGCAAGCCCAUCUUUAAUUGCUCUAUCAAGUGAGGACCCAUUUCUUACAGCAUUCCAGUUAAGUUGGGAACUUCAAGAACUGAGCAAAAUGGAAAAUGAGUUUAAAUCAGAAUAUGAAGAAUUGUCACAACAGUGCAAGCAGUUUGCAAAAGAUUUGUUGGAUCAGACUCGAAGUUCAAGAGAAUUGGAAAUUAUUCUUAAUUACAGAGAUGAUAACAGUCUACUAGAAGAGCAGAAUGAAAAUGAUUUGGCAAGAUUAAAACUGGCAAUUAAAUACCAUCAAAAAGAGUUUGUUGCCCAACCAAACUGUCAACAGCUACUUGCCUCUCGUUGGUAUGAUGAGUUCCCAGGCUGGAGGAGACACCACUGGGCUGUGAAGAUGCUGACUUGCAUCAUUGUUGGAUUCCUUUUUCCCGUAUUCUCUGUCUGCUACUUGAUAGCUCCCAAGAGCCGACUGGGACUGUUCAUCAGGAAACCAUUCAUCAAAUUCAUCUGCCACACUGCUUCCUACUUGACUUUCUUGUUUCUUCUUCUACUUGCCUCUCAGCACAUUGACAGGUCAGAUCUGAAUAUGCAAGGGCCUCCACCAACCAUCGUUGAAUGGAUGAUCUUACCAUGGGUCUUGGGAUUUAUUUGGGGUGAAAUUAAACAAAUGUGGGAUGGUGGCCUGCAAGAUUACAUUCAUGACUGGUGGAAUCUGAUGGAUUUUGUUAUGAAUUCUCUAUACCUGGCAACAAUAUCACUGAAAAUAGUUGCAUUUUCAAAGGAGGCCUUGCUCAUGGUCACCCAUAUCUUGGUCACCUCCUGUCUGGAUUACUGCAAUGGAUUCUACAUGGGAAUGCCCUUGAAGGCCACCCAAAAACUUCAACUGGUCCAGAAUGCAGCAUCAUACAAAUACAGUGGGCUGCUUGCAAGACAGAGCUGGGAUAUGUGGCAUCCAACACUGGUUGCAGAGGCCCUGUUUGCUAUUGCAAAUAUUUUUAGUUCUUUGCGUUUAAUAUCAUUAUUCACUGCAAAUUCUCACUUGGGACCACUGCAGAUCUCUCUUGGAAGAAUGCUACUGGAUAUUUUAAAAUUUCUGUUCAUCUACUGUCUUGUACUGCUAGCUUUUGCAAAUGGACUUAACCAGCUAUAUUUUUAUUACGAAACAAAUGAACCUGAUCGCUGCAAAGGAAUACGCUGUGAAAAUCAAAAUAAUGCAUUUUCAACUUUAUUUGAAACUCUCCAGUCACUAUUUUGGUCAGUCUUUGGACUCAUCAAUUUGUAUGUGACCAAUGUUAAAGCUCGACAUGAAUUCACUGAGUUUGUUGGAGCCACUAUGUUUGGCACCUACAACGUCAUCUCACUCGUGGUCCUGCUUAAUAUGUUGAUAGCCAUGAUGAAUAAUUCCUACCAACUUAUUGCUGAUCAUGCAGAUAUUGAAUGGAAAUUUGCUCGUACAAAGCUAUGGAUGAGUUACUUUGAAGAAGGAGGAACUUUACCCACGCCUUUCAAUGUCAUACCAAGUCCAAAAUCUCUAUGGUAUUUGUUAAAAUGGCUAUGGAGACAACUAUGCAGGCAAAACAUUAAAAAAAAAACCAAAAGCUUUGGAACCAUUGGGAGACGUGCAGCAGAUAAUUUGAGAAGACAUCAUCAGUAUCAGGAGGUGAUGAGGAAUUUGGUUAAGAGAUACAUAGCAGCAAUGAUAAGAGAUGCUAAAACUGAAGAGGGACUAACAGAAGAGAAUUUUAAGGAAUUAAAGCAAGAUAUUUCCAGUUUUCGCUUUGAAGUAUUGGGUCUUUUAAAAGGAAACAAACUGGCUAAUUUACAACACUCUAAAACAAGCACAGAAGUCUCCUCCUUGACAGAAUCUAAUGAAGAAAGUGAAAGUGGAGGAAAUGAAAAAAUCAUGAAGAAAAACCUCAGUCUUUUCAAAAUAACUACAAUGAUUCACCCAAGAGUAGUGGCAAAAGUCUCUAAAGCACACAACCAAAGCAAUGGGUCAGCAAUGAUGCCAACUGAGUCCACAAAGGAAAAACAAAGGAAAGUAAACUUUGUAGCUGAUGUAAAAAAGCUUAGGUUGUUUCAUAGACAAUCAAAUAAUAGCUCUACUGAGCACAGUACAAAUAACAUUUAUUCAAUUUCUGAAGAAAUGUCCCAUCAACAAGCAGAAGAACAUAAGAAAGUAAUUGAACUGGGAGAUAAAUCAUUGGCUAUGAACUGUGAGCUAAAUAAACAUGAUCUCAGUGCAAAGUGCACAGUUCACAGUAAUAAGCAAGGUAGAAAGGAGGCUUUCGACUCUAUGCUGAAUAACAAAACUGCUCCUUCUGACUGGAAAACCACCAAGGGGCAGGGCUCAGAUUUCCCCAGAGAAAUGCUAAACAAUGAGCAGGAUAUCAGCAUCUUGAAGGAAGAACCAAAUAUUAAGAGCAGCUAUAUGACAACAUGGUUAUGAUGAAAGCAGGCAGAACCUGUAAAAUUAUGUAUAAAUUGUAAAAUGCUUUGAAAAAGAAAUAUGUAAACCCAGUUACCAAAUACAGUAUUAGAAUAUUCAAAAACUGUAGGACAAAAUAUUGUAAUAUAAUUAUAUCACAAAAAAAUAAACAGAAAAAAUUGUUUUGUAACCAAUUUUUGUUUUCACAAUUACCUUUACAUAUUUUAUUAAGCAGGAGUGUCUGGUACUCUUGUAUUGUUGCAAUAAACACAGAAAGGUUUUUAGAUAUCUUUUUCAAUCUCAAUUCAAAAACAUUUUCUCUGGAUAGUUGAUGCCUAUAGUUAGUAAAUAUUUUUCCAUGCAAAUAAACAUAGCUUAAUAAAAGUGUGAGCCAAUAUUUUAAAGUGUUUUAAGGUUUCGUGCGCAUGUGUUUGUA
This is a messenger RNA of Ahaetulla prasina, 4209 nucleotides long. RefSeq names its product transient receptor potential cation channel subfamily C member 4 (gene TRPC4). NCBI's taxonomy places the organism in Eukaryota, Metazoa, Chordata, Lepidosauria, Squamata, Colubridae. Gene Ontology annotation, biological process: manganese ion transport; regulation of cytosolic calcium ion concentration; calcium ion transmembrane transport. Gene Ontology annotation, cellular component: cation channel complex; membrane. Gene Ontology annotation, molecular function: inositol 1,4,5 trisphosphate binding; store-operated calcium channel activity; protein binding. The transcript has 13 exons. The coding region runs from base 753 to 3794 and encodes 1013 amino acids. The record is from RefSeq and is a predicted model, not a curated record.